This is a messenger RNA of Prorocentrum cordatum, 3267 nucleotides long. NCBI's taxonomy places the organism in Eukaryota, Dinophyceae, Prorocentrales, Prorocentraceae. The record is from the annotation of a GenBank genome assembly.
CGUGCCUGCUCAAGCAGGUCUGGCGGAAGCAGCGCGCGCGCGCCCCCGCUGCGGGGCCGCCCCCUGGCGCCCCGCAGCGGCGGGGAGCGCCGGGGCGCGCGCCCGGCGGCCAUGGAGGCCGCCCCCCAGAACUACUCGGAAGAGGGAACCCGGCGGACGGCGUUUACCUCUAUGUGCGCCCUCUGGUUCGUGCUGGGCAGCUGCGUCCUGCUCGUUCGCAUGGCCAGGCAGGCGAGGCGAGCAUCCGUGGCCUCGUACCUCGGCCAGCUCGCCGGGCUGUGCCGGGGCGCGGUGCGGCUCCUGGCCGGCUCGGCGGGCGGCCCCGCCGCGAAGCAGGUGGCCCAGGAGCUGCAGAAGAGGCGGCUGGUCCGCGCGCACGCCUCGCUCCCCUACGUCUGCGCGGCCAUCCAGGGCGUGCUCACGCUCGGUCUGGUCAGGUCCGCCCACGUGGCCUCGCGCCCGAACUCCGUCGUGCAGGACAUCUGUCUGAUGGUGUGCUCUUACAUAUUCCUCUUUCUGUGGGCGUUCCCUCAGAGUCUGACGUCGAGGACGCUGGAUGCAUGGUCUUGCUUGGUGGUCGCAGUGCUUGUCCUGUACGUGUCACCUUUCGCAUCGGAAGAAGCUUUUGCGGCCUCAUCCUCUCUGCUACCCUUUGCUGCUACGUUGGUGAUGUGCUCGUUCAACAUGAACGGCCGCCUCAACUUCAUAUGGUUGCUAGCCGUGUCCUUGUCAAUAUGCAGCACGAUAUAUUUCGGCUUCGAGAGCCCUCUUCGAAACGAAGACUGUCUGCCACCACGGGCUCAGAGGGCUUCUCAGGUGCUGACGGCGACUUGCGUCUUCGCAAUUGUGAUCGCGUUCUUUCACACGUCUGUAUACCGUGUCGUGCAGUACGACAUAGAAGCUAACAUUUCGAGGAACGAGCUGAAGGCCGCGCGCUCGGUGUUGCGGAGCGUCUGCGACGCCGUCGUGGAGCUCGACAGCGACUUCCGGCUGCAGGACGGGUCCUCCGAGUUGGUGGACAUGCUCCUGCUGAACCCGCUGCGCAACUUCAUUGGCGAGGACUUGAGGCAGUUCCUAGCGUCCCAGCAGGACCGCGAGAAGUUCUCCGCGCAGAUGCGCAAAGCCGGGCUCCUGAGCGAGGACGCGGUCGGGCUCAGCGCGGCGUUCCACGUCGCCAUGAAGGACAGCUCCAGCAUACCCCUCGACGUCGAGGUGUUCUGCGUGAGCUUCGUCAACCGGGAGGGGCGGGCCGCGUACUUCGUCGGCAUCCGCGAGUUUACCGACACCGCCCCGAUGCUGCGGGGCAGCGCGCCGGAGACGACGCGGCGCGGCGGCAGACGGGCCGGCCCGCGGAACGCCUGCACGGCACGCCUCUCGCCCCUCGCCGCCCUGGCGGACCCCACGGCCGCGCUCUCCGGCCAGGCGUCCUCGGACACGCUCUCCGAGGCCUCCUCGCCGCACGGGAGCUGGGAGGACCUGGGCGCCGAGGCGGAGCUCGUGGCCUGGGUCGACGUCUUGACCCCGGGCUACUCCGUGCGGCUCGAGACCCCCGCGUUCGCGCAGUACGUGGACGCCCCAGGCGAGCUUCUGGCCGCCGUGCGGCGGUCCCAGCACGAGGAGCUCAUAACCUGGGUGCAGGAGGCGUACUUGGCUCUCCUGCAGGAGGGCGCCGAUCCUGCCCCCCGGGAGUACCACAGGCGGCUCCACCUCCGGUCCCCCGCGCAGCAGAGAGGCGCCCACGGCUCGAGGGGGCCGAGGCCGAUGCUCUCGGCGCUCCUGCGGCUCGACCUGGCGCUGCCGUCCGACGGCCAGGACCACGGCCGCGGCGUUGUGCGGAUCGUCCUCUGGGACCUCCUGCGGGGCCGGCGCGGCCGCCGCGGUGCGCGGAAGCUGUCCAGCUGCGGCACGCCUCCGGCCAUCGCCCGGGCCGCCAGCGGCCAGCUGCUGGCCCAGGAGCAGCUCUCGCGAGCGGCCUCGCUGGCAGGCGGCGCGGCGCGGCCCGACGCGGCGGGCGGCCAGGAGCACCUCGAGGACCCGUCGUCUCCGCCGCCCGGCGGUGGCCCCGCCGCACGGCCUUUGCAGGUGAUGGAGUUGGGGCGAGGUUUUCGUAGCCUGUGAGGCGCCGGGGCCGCCGCCGCAGGGCGCGCGGGCGCGAGAGCGUGCCGCGCGCCCCCCUCCCCAAGGCUCGCCGUCGAGGUGCGGCUGCCUAGUUUACGCCCGCUGAUCCACGUAAAACGUCAGUUGGCACCAACACGCACGGGUCUAUCGUGCGUAUGAUACAUAUCAUCUCGCCUCGCGGCAGAGCAGCCUUCACAUUAGGUGGACCGCAUAUAGCUUCGUCCAGCUCCCAGAAGACAAGGGUCGUUCAGGCUCGAUGGCGACGUGAAUCCCGACGCCUGGCCCAGCUCUGCGGCCAGGCCUGUUGUUCGCGGAGUUGACGGAGCCACCUGCCUGUCCAGCUGUUCAGACAGACUUGUUUCUACAGACAGUUGUCCACAUGAGCGGGCGCCACGGCAGCGCGGAGGGUUUGCCCCUGAGCUUCCCGUCUUCUGGUCUCCUUGAUGCGAAUCAAGAUUUGAAUUCGAGUAUUGUCUACAAUAGCAUCGGAGUUGCCCAAGGCAACGAUAUUGCCAUGAAUGAUGGCGCGCAUGCACGCUGUGCAGAACUGGCACUCGUUCUCGUCGCCGUCGGGAAGUCAUGCCUCAUGGUGGGUAGCGGGGGGGGGAAGGUACAUAACGGAAAGUGGCAUCCACACUGCCCAUUCCAAUUCUUGACGAAUUGGAGGAGUUGCAAGAUAUCGUACAGGGUCGGUUCCCGAUCAUUCCCGAGUCUCUACAUUGUUUUUGCCUUUGUGGUGAUCCAGAUUGUGUGUGAGCACGACUGGUAUAGCUUCUCCACCGCUUCUCCCCGUUCGUCUCCGCCCAUCCUCCUCCUCCUCCUCCUCCCGUGCCUGUGUCCAUGCAGGCCCCGCUGAUCCGACCCUCCAGUGUCGGCACGGUGCCGUCGCCACGGUCCAAAGAUCAAUCAUCAGCUCUCCCUCUUUUCGACAUGCCCCUUCUCUUCGCCUCGCGCUUGCGUUGGCGGAGUGGAGUGGUGGCAAAGCGCCCACUCUGGAAAGGCUGCACGCUCGUCUGCUGGACCGCCACAAAUGGUGGCGAGCCUGCUCUGAGGGCAGCGGCUCUGACGGCCGCGCCGGGCAUGCAGUGCUGUUUCCAAUCGGGGCGUUCACCUUGUGAUAGCCAGGCAUAGGAGGCGGAGGAGAAGGAG